UGCCACCAGUUGGGGCAAGGCCUAAGCCUGUAGUAGUAAGACAGGUUCAUCCACAGGGUUCAUCAUUGACUUUACUGGCAACACGCGAAAGGAGAAGAAUAGUUGAGUGUUCUUCCGCUGUGCGUCAUAGUUAUUAUUACUUCAAUACCAAUGCAGGAGAACUCACAGUGACUGUUGCAGCCUGCACGUGACCUGCAAUGAUUGCCAUAGUGUGUGGGCAUAUAUUGGAGCUUCUAAUGAUAAUAGGAUUGGAGAUCCUCGGACAUUCUUGUGGUCAGAAAAUUCCCAUAAGCCCCUGCCCUGAUGUAUUCCAGUACAAGGUGGAUGCUGGUGGGAUGUGGUAUGGUCUUAUUAGUGUCCCUCCUCCUGAACCAGAUUUUAAUAUCAAGCUCACUGUUAAAAUGUAUCUUAAUGCAGUUCCACCCACGAAUUAUGUUGGAACACUGCAUCUUGUAGAAACAAAGGACGAGGUCUGGAGAAGACUAAUAACUGGGGACAAGCGGCCCGUUCUAUACGAACUAUAUUUCCCACUCUCUUCACCUUUACCACUAGUGAAGCACAUUGCUUUAAACAAGGAUGUCAUGUGUGUAGGCAAACCACCAAGAGGCAUGCUGACAAAAAUAUCUUUGGAGCACAAUCUUUUCCCUAUCAGGCUUAACUUUCCUCAUAAUGAAAACAAAAGUACUACAGCACCUCCUGACAGUAUUCCAAAUAUUAAUCGCACAGAGCCUACAACAGAUCAUGAAUGUGGAAUCUCACUUAAAGCUAGUAUCCCGCUGGUUGUCAAUGGGACACCAACAAGAAAGGGUGAAUGGCCUUGGCUUGUUGCAAUGUUCGUCAAGUCUACAUCACCUGGACUGAAAUUCCAGUGUGGUGGCAGUCUUCUUAGUACAAAAGUUGUUCUCACAGCUGGACACUGCAUUAAACCCAAAGAUCGACCGGAAGUGAAAGCUGAAUUCAUUGUUCUCUUUGUUGGUAAACACAACCUGCAGGAAUGGGCAGAAACAAACAGUCAAGCGAAGGAAGUGGAACGUAUAGAUAUACAUCCAGACUACAGAAGAGAAGAUUUAGAAGCAGAUCUGGCAAUAUUAAUACUGAAAGAACCAGUUGUUUACACACUUUAUGUGCAACCAAUAUGCCUCUGGCACUUUUCAGUUGAUCUAAAUGAAAUAGUUGGACAGAUAGGCACUGUUGUAGGCUGGGGUAUUGAUAAAACAGGAAUCAUAAGUUCAAAGCCCAACAAGGUCGCGAUGCCUAUAGUUUCACAACAGACGUGCUUCUUCAGCAAGAAAGAAUUUACAUCUUUCGUCAAAAACAGAACAUUCUGUGCCGGUUCCCGAGAUGGUACUGGACCAUGCCGUGGUGACAGCGGUGGAGGAUUCGUGAUAGGUUAUCCAGAUGGUGUACGUCUCAGAUGGUAUUUAAGAGGUGUUGUUCACAUCGCACUGUAUAAUGAAGAAAACCAACAGUGUGAUUUACAAAAUUAUCUAGUCUUCACAGAUGUGGCAAAGUUCAUGGACUGGAUACGCCGUUAUGUAUAAUAACGGCGUUCCCAAAGAAAUUUAAAUCCAAAUGUGGCAGCAACAACCUCAGGCUCAUACUUAAAAUAUGCUAGCUGUAAACUGUAAAGUGUUUUAUUUUUGUCAAUUUAAGUGGUAAUCAGAGGGAUGUGAUUAAUUUGAAAUCAAUAUGACACAUGUACAGAGUUCCAGUGUAUUGUUACUCAUUUUAAAGAAAAACUUGGUGUACUAAGAAACCAGAGAGCCUGCAUGAAGAAGAAAUGUCUUAAGAAGAAGAAAGCGCUGUUCAUUGAAGAACAUUUUGGGAGUUAUUUCAGUUGGUCGUUAUGAAGACGGAAAAGUACUUUUACCAUUAUAAUAUUAACUUAUGUAAGAAAAUUAUCAAUACAACUGAAAACAACAUAACAACAUAAA
Molecule: messenger RNA, 1934 nt
Organism: Zootermopsis nevadensis
Lineage: Eukaryota; Metazoa; Arthropoda; Insecta; Blattodea; Termopsidae
Product: serine protease gd
Biological process (GO): proteolysis
Molecular function (GO): serine-type endopeptidase activity
Source: RefSeq, a predicted model, not a curated record